Messenger RNA from Saprolegnia parasitica CBS 223.65, 1340 nucleotides. RefSeq lists its product as hypothetical. Bases 37 to 1305 code for a protein of 422 amino acids. NCBI's taxonomy places the organism in Eukaryota, Oomycota, Saprolegniomycetes, Saprolegniales, Saprolegniaceae. The record is from RefSeq and is a predicted model, not a curated record. The transcript has 2 exons.
GUCGAUGUCUCGGACAUCAUCGCGCGCAGCGUGCCGAUGGGGACACCGGCGCGUGCAGUGUCCGUCUUUGGGCUCUACCACUCGUGCCUCUCGCUGUAUCGGUGUCCGCUGGUCAAGAUGCCACCCGGUGCGUCCUUCGCGCCCGUUCUUGUCGCGAGCGAAGAAAUGCACAUGGUGAUGAUCUACAACACAUCGGCCAACUUCAACCUCACGUUGACGUACCCGGCUCUCAACGUGACCGUGGACAUCAACAGCGCCACCAUGUCAUUCGAUUUUGGCUUCAUGUCGUCGUUUGACGCCACGUAUGCGCUGGCGUCGCAGUGGAACGCAUCGAUGAAGCCGACAGCGUAUCUCGACUGUUCGAAUACGGUGCCGUGCUACUUGACGUUACACUUUCCGCACUCGAUUCUGCCGCUGUCGCUACCAGACAUCGCCUCAAACGGGACCUCUUACUAUACGUACAAGCAGACGGCGUCGAAAGUACUCCAGCUCAUCCCUGCCAAUACCACGGUGCAGGACUCGAACGUUGAGAUUGUCCAGAGCCCGGCGUGCAACCGCUGCCUACAGCACAUUGCGGCGUGCAACCUCAGCCCGUUCGGUUGCCAUGCUGUGCAGUGGUGUGUGGAGAAUGGCAAAGCGACGCAGCAAGUGCAGAACGGACCCUUCUCCCCCGCGACCGCCGGGCUCUACACUACGCAAAGUUUGGACGUCUCGUCAUGUCUGACGAAUAUGUCACUGGCGGCGGCGGCCCCAUACCUCGCUGCGUCGAGUUGUUUUGUGGCCAACAAGUGUCCGGUGGGAGCGACGUGGAGUCAGAUCAUGGCCGAUCGGAGUCUCGUGACCGCAGUGACGCCGGGCUUCCAGAAGAUUCUCGUCUCGGGGUCCCUCACAGCCUACGUGAGCCUCGAAUUUCAUCUCCUCGGCGCCUUCCUUGGUCGUAUCGACUACAUUUCGCUCUACUCGUCGUCGUCCGUGCUCGCGAGCCAGCUCCAAGCAAUGUUCAAAUCUUUUGGCACCGUCGAUGUCUGGAUCUCUCAAGAAACCAACACGAUGUGGUACAUCCUGCUAUCGUACUACAACUACAUCGGACCGCUGCCGACGAUCACGAUUGCCACGUCGGCGUCCGUGACAGCGUCUCUUGUCAAUACACAGCACCCGUCGCAAUACUACCAGGUCGUGCCGCUCAGUGGCGCCAAGUUCGGGUUCCCGUACCAAGCCAACGGUGCGGCACCGACACCGGCCCCGAUGACCACGUCGCCGACGCCGCUGCCCAUGUAUGGCUCUAUCGUGUUUCCGUCGGGGUAAAUAUCACUAGUACAUGUAUUACCUCUGUGCCAAGA